CGCGGUUGGUAGAUCGGGAGUCUAGCAGACUGCGCGAACGGACUCCGCUCUCUUCUCCUUUUCCACUACCAUCGCUAUCAACAACUACCACCACCAGCCUGUUCGGCAACGACUUACGGUAACCAACUACGCCAGAGGCUGCGGCUGCAGCAACAGCAGCAGCAGCACAACCACCACCACCACCAUCGCCACCACCAUCGCCACCGACUCGCUUGGCUACCAUCGCCAACACCUCUUUUUCCUCCUCCUCCACCUCCUUCACCUCUUCCCAUUCCGCUUCACUCCGUUUCACUCGGUCCACGCGUCCUUCCUUAAUUCAGUCCAAUGAGAGCCGCUCUUCGAUUCGUCGCACCCGUCACAGAUCUCUCUCGCGCGUCGAUUUUCAGAGGAUACCCGCUCGAUUCUGUUCUGCGUUGGCUCUCCCGCUGGCCUCUCUCUCGCCUGCCUCCGUCUUCACCUCCGCCUUCGCCUCCACCUCCGCCUUCGGCCGCUCCGGCUCCAGCUUCUCCGACCGCGCCGCAGAGUCGAGAGCUUCGGAGCCGAGAGGCGAUCUCGACUGGAAUUUCGCGAACCGGUUCUCCACCGUGGACACAACACCAGCUACGACCGGAACGGAUUCUGUGUCCCGGAGAAAGUGCGUCUAUCGCGUAGUGUUUGGCCAGUGCGAAACCCUCCGGCCGGAGAGGAUCCCCUUUGGAUCACCAUACUGGAACCGCGGAACCACGUCGUGGAACCACCUCGACUUCGAGGAUACACCACCUCACGCAGCAAAUAUGUCUCGCAAUAGUUGCAACGCGAACCGGUUGCGCGCUCUUAAAAUAGUUCACCGCUUAGCAUAGGUUUACCGUUUUGCCAGCUUCGCGCCGUUCACUCGCUGGAACUCGUCGCAGGACUAACAAGACCAUCAUGACGAGUUGGAGCAGGACGCUUAUCGCGGGCAUCGUCGGGAUCUUGUUUCUAGUGAUCGCGAGGAAUUACACCGAGGCUUGCAACGAGGCGAUCUGCGCCAGCGUGGUGAGCAAGUGCAUGCUCACGCAGAGCUGCAAGUGCGACCUGGUCACCUGUGCCUGCUGUAAGGAAUGCUUCUCUUGUCUCAGCUACCUCUACGACGAGUGUUGCUCCUGCGUUGAUCUCUGUCCGAAGCCGAACAUCACGGACAACCCGUUGAGCAAGAAGUCCCACGUGGAGGACUUCAGCGAGCCGAUGCCGGGCCUGUUCCAGGCUCUGACAGCCGAACCGGACGCGCACGAGCGCUGGCUCACGUUCACGUUUCCUGUGGACUUCGACAUGUCGCUGUUCACGCCGAAGCACGACAAAGAGAUGAAGUACCAUAUGCAGACCGCCGACGAGGAGGCUCAUCCCUUGAAGCCGAACGUGAUGACGGUGAACUGCACGGUGGUGUUCAUGGCUCAGUGCAAUUCUUGGAACAAGUGUCGAGCGUCCUGCCAGAGCAUGGGUGCCACCAGCUACAGAUGGUUCCACGACGGCUGCUGCGAGUGCAUAGGGGACACUUGCAUCAACUACGGGAUCAACGAGUCCAGGUGCAUACACUGUCCGCUGGACAAGGAGGACGACGAGCUGAAGGAACAGUACGACGACUACGGCCAAGACGACGACGAUCUGACCGACGAAGCGAUGGACUAACGGGCUAACCGUCCCCGCCCCGACCAAAUGACAUUCUUUCGCGUUCCUUUAAUGCAGUCUGCAAUGUGUGUUGUGCUCACCUGUGGUGUGCGCCCGCGUUCCCGGUGACGAGACUUUCGCGGAGAAACCUCGCGAGUCGUGACUCUCUUUGGCUCGCGUGGCUUUGUUGUGUGGUGUAUCGAAAUCAAUGACAUUUUUCUUUUUUCGUGGUACUAGCUUUUAUAGAACAAACGAGACGAACAAUUUCUCCCUUGAAAAGGGUCCAGGCUCGUUAGGUAAUGUAAUUUAUAAAUUAUCACGGUUCACAUGGCUCAAAGUCAUUGACUGUUGACCGUCCGUAUUUAACUGACCAAACCGACGGUCGGAUAUACAUAGAAGUGGUCUUGCGAAUCGAAUAUAGCUUUUACAUAUGUGGAAUGUACGAGGGUAAAUCCUGGUUAAAUAUUCAUUUUUUACUAUGCGCUAUUUUCAUCGAUACGCGAUGGAUGGUAAAAAAUGAAUUAUUCGAUCACACGAUUUUACCUUCGUACGAAAUUUACGAGCCGUUUCAAGUCUUCCUGUUCCGAAACUUGCCCUGGGUAGGGUGACAUCAACGCGCCCGGUAAAUGUUUUAACGGUGCGGCGAAGUCGAAUGUGACUGAGAAUCGUCGAUAACAUCGAAAUCAAAGCAGAAAUUGCAUACAGUCGCUCUUGGUUUUCAUUUUAUCGUGGUCACGAAUUGUCGAACACUCGGUACGUGUAAGUAGUAGUCCUACUGCGUCGAAUUUUUAAUACUUGUCCGUGCCAUAUGAAUAGAAUCGUACACUUAUGAGAUUGUUCUUGGCCCCUCCGACGCACUAUAUAUGCCUGUCGAUCUUUUCGCUUGCACGGCAAAUAUUGUCUGUGUUCGAAUCAAUGUCUUCCUACCGCUCGACCGAUCGAUAGAACAGCGGAGAAUGCAUCUGAAAUAUGAACAGGACAAGUGGGAGCAUGCGAUUCGAAAGGUACAUGGAGAAUAUGUGCCGUUGAUAUGAUGUACAUAGAAAUAAUCAGGUCGGAGGGAUUGCGAUAUGAUACGAUAUGGUUUAAUACUGCACUUGAUUACGCCAAUGCACAACAUUGAGACAAUACGAAGGAUCGAACAGGUAUAUUCUCGAAGUAAUGUCCAAUUCAUGCGAUUAAAUGUAAAUAAAACUAUUAGUAUAUAUAUAUAUAUAUAUCUAUAUAUCUAUAUAGAUACUUAAAAACUGCGGAUACCGUUAAAGCUUUAUGAACAGUGGAUCCCGAGAUCGAAAGACCACUACAAAAAUAACGACGAGAGCAAUCCGUUUCCCCCGGGGAAUUUUUUAACAGACUAGAGAGGGGACACCGAAUCGAUAUCAAAUAAUCAUUCGUGGCUAGACUAGUGUAAAUAAUAUUUUGUUUUUUUUCAAAAUCGUUAGAAUAAAGUUUUAUAAACAAGAUUCCA
Molecule: messenger RNA, 3091 nt
Organism: Megalopta genalis
Lineage: Eukaryota; Metazoa; Arthropoda; Insecta; Hymenoptera; Halictidae
Product: twisted gastrulation protein homolog 1-A
Biological process (GO): regulation of BMP signaling pathway
Source: RefSeq, a predicted model, not a curated record